Messenger RNA from Cottoperca gobio, 7247 nucleotides. Its product is annotated as mediator of DNA damage checkpoint protein 1-like. The record is from RefSeq and is a predicted model, not a curated record. Gene Ontology annotation, cellular component: nucleus. Gene Ontology annotation, molecular function: protein binding. The transcript has 13 exons. Lineage: Eukaryota; Metazoa; Chordata; Actinopteri; Perciformes; Bovichtidae. Bases 141 to 6272 code for a protein of 2043 amino acids.
AUUGGCCAAUCACCUGCAGUUGAGACGCCUCUUGUGGGCGUGGCCGAUUCUUUCCCGGAUGUGUGUGUUUAUUGUUCGUUUACAUCCAUCGAGAAAAACGUGUGAAGGGGUAGCAGUCGUCCUGUUCUACUCUGUGAGGAAUGGAUGCUACUCAGAGGAUCAAUGACCUAAUCGUGGAGUCAGAUGAGGAUGAAAAUGAAGAGGAGGAUGAAACUAAGAGGGGACCACCAUUGGCUAAACUGUGCAUCUUAAAAAAUGAACACAUCCCUGAGACAGAGUUGCCCCUCUAUUUGGGAGAUAAUGUUCUGGGCCGGGAUCCCAACACCUGCACCCAGUCCUUGCCAGCUCCCUCAAUAUCCAAGCAGCACGCUACCAUCUGCAUCUCCGUCUACAGGAGAAGAGGUUGUCACAGUGAAGUAGACACAGAGGCUUUGGUUUGGGACCUAGGGAGCAUGAAUGGGACCCGCAAGGGCCACCUAAAGCUGACUCCCAAUGUACGCUAUGCCCUCAGUGAACGGGACAGUUUGAUGGUGGCAGACAUCCCAUGUCAGUAUGUCAUCUGCGCUGUAGAUGCAGUCUCUUCUCAAGGGGACACGACGACUCCUGUGAGCAGAAAUGUAGACCUAAAGGCCAGGUUGCCACAUGCCUCGGGAGAAAAGGAAGGUUACACAAGCACAGGCAGCAAGAAACAUGUCAACGGAGGUACAAAGGCUAGGGUGUCUUUACCCGAUCGGGGGGACACAAGCAAGACUCCUGUCCUAACCAGUUGCCUAACCCUUGAGCAAACUCCAACCCAGCCACAGGGGAGCCUGGUCCCAGAAUCUGACUCGGACUCAGGCGGAGAAAGAGAAGACCGAAGGCGCAAGUCUAUAGUGUCCGAUUCUGACUCCCACAAAUCCAGUCCCACCUCUUCAACAUUCCUGAGUCCCACAAACAAAACCGUCCCUGAAAGUGAGGAUGAAAGUCCCAUCACACCGUCCUCCAAUAGAAAUAGGCCUCUCAGACAUGUCACCUUCAGCGCGGAGGAGACAGACGUAGAUGUGGGCCGACAGCAGCUGAAGAAACACAAGGCACUUGCGAUUGUGUCCGAUAGUGAGGAGGAGGAAGAAAGCGGACAACAUGUCCCAGUGAAACAAGAAAGCAAUGUCAGUCUUACAGGAGAAGAUGAAUUGCCUGUAUUCUCUCCAACAGUCUUUACAGAUGUGAUCCCUGAAUUUCACAUGGACAGUGACACUGAUGUCGAUGAAGAUGAUGAUGCCUUAGACAAAGUUCCCAAAGGUUUGCCUUCCUCUGCUGACCACACAAAGCCUCGUGGUAUUUCGCUCAUUCAGCCAGAGGGCAUCACUAUGGACAGUGACACUGAUGUGGAUGAUGAUGAGGAGGCAUUGUCAGACGCUGCUACAAAAGCCAAACCCACUUCACUUCAGAGCACACACGCAGCUGACUCUGCUCCUUCAACGCUGGCAAAUGUCCACCUAGACAGUGACACAGAUGUUGAUGAGGGAGAAGAAAGGGAACUUGGAACAAGUAAUAAAUGCUCUAAAAUAGAUGAAAGUCCCACUAGAUUAGAUACCAAGCCUGAAUCCGCCCCCGCUGUGCCUCGCAGCCUGCAUGUAGACAGUGACACCGAUGAUGAAGCUGCUCCUUUCAUCAGUGACCGCUCGGUGGCGUCUGCUGUCACAGAAUCACGCACCGCGGCAGACGCAGGAGCUGAUUUGGGUAUUUUGUCUGACAGCGACACAGAUGUGGAAGGCGAUUCUCCUCUGGUCAUACCUGUCAUUGUCUCAGCCUUGUCAGCCGACCCUGGUGCCAUGUCAGAUUCUGAUGCAGACACAGAUGUUGAUGAAUCCAGCGUGCCCCCUGCUGGAGACGGGGUCAAUCCAGCCGACCUUAGAGUGGACAGUGACACAGAUGUAGAAGAUGAGGUGGAUUUUGGAGAGGCAGGUGAGGCCCAGAUUCCCGACCUGUGCAGAGAAAGUACGCCCAGGUUUCUGGUUCCCCUUCAGCAGAACUGCUCUACUCCUGUACACGUGUCAGAAGGAAAACUGGAAAAUCUGGAGACUUUCUUGAUACCCUCUUCAGUUCCAUUUAGACGUGCUGAAGCCCCUGCUGUAAGACCUAUCGCAUCGUCUCCCAGCUCAGACAGCCUGGAGGAUGAGGACUUGGUCGUGGCCGAGACACAGUCCUUCAUUCUUCAGACCAGAGACUGCCAGGGCAACUCUCCAGAGCACGCCACACAAGCUUCUGGCCUUCAGUCUUCUGCUGAUGAAAAAGACAAACAGUCCAGCAGAGGAGGGUCUUUCCAUCUGGGAUUGUCUGACAGCAGCCACCUGCAGGGUCUGGCCCAAACUCGAGCAAUGGAAAGCAGCCAAGGCUUUGUCUCUGUGGUCGGGGGUGUGAAUCUGGAAGAUACCCAAGCAUAUGCAGCUAUCUCAAAUGCAGACAGAACCUCCUUGGAGAAUGAUCCAAAUCUGGAGGCUACACAGGCCUUUGGAGAGGAUGUUGGACCUGCCAGAUGUUCAUUAAUGUCUGCAAAAGAAGGUCAGGUGGAUUUUUCCCUAGAAGCAACACAGGCAUUUAUUUCAGAGUCCUGCAGUGAUUCAGAGGAUGGAAUAAACACCGCUACUGCUGAGACUCAGCCUUUCGAUUGUCCUACUUCAUCUACUGUUGCCACGGCUGAAACCCAACCAAUGUCUGCCUUUGAGGAGGAGGAGGAGGAGGAGGAGGAGGAGGACAGUUUGGAUGAAGAAAAUCCUGUUUCCUCUGCACUACAAGUUAAGCCCAGACCACAGAGUGGAACAGAAGAGAGGGAAAAACAUAGGGAGGCAGCUCAACCUCACAAGAGGGACCUCAUUAAGGCUUUGUUUGUAGCUGAAACUCAGCCCAUGUAUAUAACUGAGGAUGAAGAAAGUGAUGAUGAGGACUCAACUCCCGGUCCACAAAAAAGAAAAGCAAAGCAGCUGUGGUUUGAAGACGAGCAGACACAAACACUCACAAACUCUGAGCUCUCUAUUGUGGAAACUCAGCCAAAGAGGAAAGGUGAAGAUGGAGAAAGUGAUGAAGAGGACUUGAUUCCAGGUCCACGAAAAAGGAGAGCAAAGGCGCUGCAGCUUGAAGAGGAGAGCAUGCAAACACGCACAAACUCUGAUUUAUCACUUGUUCAAACUCAGCCCAUGGUUAUAAGUGGAAAUGAGGAAAGCGAUGAUGAGGACUCAACUCCAGGUCCACGAAAAAGAAAAGCAAAGCAGCUGUGGUUCGAAGACGAGCAGACACAAACACUCACAAACUCUGAGCUCUCUAUUGUGGAAACUCAGCCAAAGAGGAAAGGUGAAGAUGGAGAAAGUGAUGAAGAGGACUUGAUUCCAGGUCCACGAAAAAGGAGAGCAAAGGCGCUGCAACUUGAACAGGAGACGCCGUCCCUCACAUGUUCUGAAACUCAGCCCAUGGGUGCAUGUGAAGAUGAGCAAAGUGAUGAAAAGGACUCAACUCCAGGUCUGAGAAAAAGGAGAGCAAAGGCGCUGCAACUUGAACAGGAGACUCAGCCUUUAGAAACAAAAACAGGCCGGCAGCCUCAGAGAGGAAAAGGGAGACAAUCUGAAGCCGCAAACAGUGGCUCCACUAUUACAGGAAAAAGAGUGACAAGGGCAAGAUUAAGAGAAGAGGAGGAGCAGGCAGAGUGUUCUGAUCCUCCUAAAACACAGACGAGAGGGAAGAAUAAAGCGGUGCCAAAAACCAGAGGAAGGAGAGGGAAAUCCAGGCCUGAUGAGGAGGAGGAGGAGGAGGAGGAGAAGGAAGAGAAGAAGGUGGAGCAGGCCAAACGAACCAGAGGGAAAAAAUCCAUGAGACAACAGAAAGAUAACGAGGAAGAGGAAGAAAGGACAAGAAAGAAGCAGGCUGAAAAUAACAACCUAAUAAAGGAGCAAGAAGACCGGAGGGAAAAACGAGACAAAUUAGAGAGGGAAAGAAAAGAGAAGGAAGCGCAAGAAAGAGUGCAGGCUGAAAAUGCAGAAAGGUUAAGGCUUGAGCAGGAGAGAGCAGAAAAAGAGAAGAUAGAGCGGGAACAAGAAGAAAAGAAAAGAGCUGAUAGGGUACAAAAGGAAGAAGAAGAACAAUUAGAGCGGGAAAGAAAGGAGAAGGAGGAAAAAGAGAGGUUGGAGACAGCAAAGAGGGAACUUGAAGAGAGACUUGAGAGGGAGAGGAAGGAACAAGAACUCCAGGCGAGACUGGAUAGAGAAGCAAAGGAGAAGGAGGAAGGGAAGAGAUUGACGAGAUUGGAGAAAGAAAAUCGAGAAAAAGAGGCCAAAGAAAAACAAAUAAAAGAGCAACAAGAAAACACGCCUGCAACACCCACAAGAAGUCGAAGAGCAGCCAGAAGAACGAUUGCUGGCCCGUGUACAACUGAGCCGGAACCAGACUCAACCAUAUCAGCCAACGAGGACGUCCCAGCAAGGAGAACCAGAUCCCGCUCCAACUCUUCCAACUCCAUCAGCUCAGAGAGGUCUUCUUCAAGUGUGAGCACCCCUGGGAGCCGGGGGAGAGGCCGAGGCAGAGGAGCAAAGAGGACCAGUGCGCCACCCCCGGCAGCCAGCGUCAGAAGCAGCGAUAGGAGGAGGACGGCGGCCGCAGAGCUAAUAACACAACAGGGCAGUAAUGAUAUUCCUCCCCAAGGAGCCCUUUCAAGGUCCAACUCCAUUAACUCCAUCAACUCUGAGAUUUCCAGCUGCAGCUUGAGCUCUCAGAGCAGAGGAAGAGGAGGCAGGCAGGGAGGAAGAGGGAGGAAAACGGAGGCAGAGCCAGACUCCAUCCCUCCUAUCAAUAGUCAGAGUGACCAGAGCUUGACUCCCAAACCUACAGCCAGAGGCAGAAAGAGCAGGAGAGCAGAGGAAUCCUCUAAUGAGGUCCCCCAUGACGAUGGAAAAGAGAAGGCAGACUCUCAGCAGGCUAGUACCACAAGGGGGCGACGGCGAGCCAUUGCAAAUGUCUCUGAGCCUGCUGCUGCAGAAAAGCAAGACCCUUCAAGUCAGGAGGGAGCCAGUGAAGAAUCGACUCCUAAAAGGAAUGUGAGGGGACGAAGCCAAAAAGUGGUGCAAAUUGUGCCUGUGGAGGCACCAGGAGCUGCAGUCAGUGAUGGAGAGGAGGCUAAAGAGACAAGAAAAGGAAGAAAGAGAGAGUUGGAGGCAAAUACAGAAGAGGCCUCCAGCAGUAGCUCCAAAGAUUACACCGGGAAGAAGAAAGCUCAAACAGCAGAGGAAGAAGAAGAAACAAAGGAGGACAUUGUAGUCCAAGUUAAGAGAAAAGGUAGAGCAUCCAGCGCUUGCCCAAAGAACAAUACAAGCGUUUCCCCCAUUGAAGUGAAGGGGAAAGAGCAGAGUGAGAACAUGGGGAAGGGGACUGUUGAGAAGAAAGGCAGAGGUCGGCUAUCGGUGGUCCAGAAGAAGAAGAAGAAGAAAGAGGAGCAGGAAGAAAGCGGCUCAUCUGUUGACCAGGAGCCACGUUUGGAGCCAUCACAGCCCCAGACUCCGACCAGCGGUGCAUCUCGGAAGCGACGGUCUCUUGCGGACUCCUCGCCUGUGGCAAAGACCCCUCGCUCGUCUUCUGCUUCCCCGGCAGCUCGUGGUCAAUUGCGAGCUGCCGGCCAGGCCUACAAGGUGCUGUUCACCGGCGUGGUGGAUGAAGACGGGGAGAGAGUGUUGGCUCGUCUGGGAGGCAGCAUGGCUAAAGGAGUGGCAGACAUGAACUGUCUGGUGACUGAUAAAGUGCGCAGGACUGUGAAGUUCCUGUGUGCCUUGGCUAAAGGAAUCCCUAUUGUCACCACACAGUGGCUGGAGAAGAGUGGUAAGGCUGGGAGCUUCCUGUCUCCUAAUGCGUUUGUUGUGAAGGAUCCAGAGCAGGAGAAGAAGUUUAAUUUCUGCCUGCAGGAGUCUCUGAAGCUUGCCAGCAGUCAUCCUCUCUUACAGGGGUACGAGGUCCAUGUCACAAAGUCUGUGAAACCAGAGCCGGUUCAUAUGAAAGACAUCAUCUCCUGCAGUGGAGCUUCCUUUCUCCCUAAGAUGCCCUCUUCUUGCAAGCCGCAGACUGUAGUGAUUUCCUGCGAGGAGGACUGGCCGCUGUGUGGCCCGGCUCUCUCUGCAUCUCUCCCAGUCGUCACCGCUGAGUUCAUUCUCACAGGGAUCCUUCAGCAGAUACUCGACCUUCAGACCCACAAACUCUCCGGCCCCGCACUCACCCUGCAGCCCGCAGGAGGCCGGGGAAGGAGCGGCAAGAAGACUUAGCACCACCGACGUCUGCGAAGAAAACACCGUCCGCGUGGUUUCUCCGUCGCUCAAACCAGAGGCCGGUAGAAACACUAGUGGGUCAGCUGUUCGUCUGUAUUAAAGACGUGAAGAAUGUAUUGUUGGUUUUUAUAGUGUUAGCUGAUAAAUGUUAAAUAACUCAUUUGACAUGCACAGCAUCCCGUUUAGCAAGAGAGCGACGGGACAAUCACAGUUUAGGGAACUUGACUGUCUUUUCCCACAAUCCUACCUGCCUGCUUGAUACGCGUGAAAAAUGUAGAUUUUAAAGUGAAGUUGCUGCUAUGCCGGGUGGGAAAUAAUAACCCACCAGCCGUCCUUGUCCCCCCUCUCUGCUCCACCCUUGUGCUCCACCCCUCUCUGUAUACAACCAUAACAAGCAGAGCAGGAAUGAACCGUUGUUGCUGCUCUCCCUGCGUGCUAAGUGCUUCAGCAGCUCCAUCAGCCCGUGUAGCAGGUGGAGCAGUCAUGAAGUGCCAAUUUUAAUAAUCAUAUUUGGGUGGUGCAGAAGUGGAACUGAUGGGGUCAACUGGACUAGAUAAAAAGAAAAGCUUGUCUCCUGUGCUGAUGAGAAAUGCAUAGUGCCUUUUUAUACCCAGAUAAUCAUGAACCUACCAGUGUGUCUUGUUCCACUGUCUCCAUUACCCACCACCACCUACUCCAUUAAGGUUUCAAUCAAUCCCAUUAGCUCCUGGGGUGCAUCACGAUAUACAGGCACCUGAAUGCUGAUGCUGCUUCUACAUCAAUCUGUUACGGCCGUGCUACGUCUACUCUGUAUGUGGACAGAACUCACAUUGGGUUUCUUUCCUGGCCCACAGUACAUGUUUUAAAGACGGACUCGUUACCUUGUAACUAAGUUUGAUUUUAAAACUAAUAUCUCAACACAUGGUUUGUUUUUGUGUCGAAUCCUGAAAUCUGUCACAAUUACCAAUGAAAACAUUAAAUCUUUUUUACGUG